AAACCUUCGCAUCUGUCCAUGCGACCAGAAGCAGAGUCAACUGCCCCAAAUUUUGUCGUGGGGAAAGAAACCCCUCCCCAGGAGUCGUCCAUUACACAUGAUCGACAACCUGAACCUAACGUGUCUGCCAGCCAUCAGAGAACAAUUAGCCGACAAAGAUCAGCAGAAGCCCUCACCCUUACACCUCAAGAUGUCCAGCCUCUUGGAUACGAACGGCGCGCUGUAGACGACGGGUCGAAGUUAAGUGCAGUCUCAAAUGCAGCACUCACAGUUAUUGAGAAAUCACGACGAUUUGGUCAGCCCCAAACAACUAGACAAUCUGUGAGACGUCGCCCCACUGGCAGGCCAACUUCAGCUGCUAAAUCCGAAAAAACUGCAGAGUCGGACAAUCCCAAAGUUCACCAGAAGAUUCGACGUACGAGAUCUAGUCGCGAUGUUCGAAGAGCUCUCGGUGAAGGUAAAGAACCUGCCUCGAGGUGAUUGUGGCAUCGCGGAUCUCACCGUGUUCCUCCCUCCGGCAUCAGAUGAUUACGCCAAUCGUCCGUCGAAACGGAUGUCUUCCAACCCUUCGAAUACACUCGACAACGCUGGGGUACCCAUUAGUAUCUGUAAGAGCAUCGAACCUAUUGCCCCAGCAGGCGUUACCUUUGACGGGACUAGCUCUAGACCUAGUUCUCGACGCAACACUCUCUCAAUACCUGUUUUCUCGAUAGAUCCUAGAAUUGAAGACGGUUAUCAUGAUGUUGAGGUGCCAGACCAUGUGGACUCGCGUGGUGCAUAUGGACGGCGCAAGACGCAGGACUUCGGCUACCCCGGCGCACGUACAAAAGUCCAAGGUAUCUCUAGGGUGAAUAAACGGCUCCAGGAUCCAGAAAGCUGGCUCAGGCGUUCUUGCGGUCAUUUCUCGUACACAGGUAAAGGCGAAGUUGGAGAAGAUGCCGCGAAGAAGAUCUGUCGUCAGUGCUCGGCCAGGGCAACGGCAUCGGAAUCAGAACUGCGCAAGCGUCACCAGAUCCGAAGACGGAUAGCUAGCGACUCAUUGAAAUCCGGCUCGUCUGCUACAAGCAAGACUGAGCACGGUUCUGGUCCUGACUUCGGGCGUCGCCGUCGUCACUCGGAGUGCAUACCCACUGACAAAUGUGGAGAUGUCUUCGCCGAUGAUCUUGCUCACAUCAUCGAUGCUAUCCUCGAAGAGCAUACAACCACAUUGCAAGGCGUCAUCGAUAACAUCAAGCAUACCCAGCCAGGUCUUUCACAGCUUCGAAGAUUGUCUGAAGACAUCGCCCAGCGUUAUCAGGUAGGUGACACAUGUACACAUCCUCGCCACACGACACAUCCAAAUCCCCGUAGUCAUGAAACUACAUCACGGCCAGUCUGCCAACCACAUCAACCCGUCCAUCAACACAGUUAUCAGCCACAGGUCUACGAAUGCACACCACCAUCUCCAUACAUCCCACCCAAAGCAGCAGAAAAGCUCAAUGUCGGUCCAACCGGGCACCUCGGACCCAACAUGAAUGACUCCCGAUUCAGCCUACGAGAAGCUGUGAGGACGAUUCCAGAUCUAAUCGGCCUUGUCAACUCCGCAGCAGAUGAUCUUGGCGUGGACCUUGAUAGACGACCCACCGCAAAGGACGAUGUCAGGUUUCUCAAUGCGCCAGUUGAAGAUACUCCUUCGCAUGCCGGUUUCUUCUUGUUGGAGCAGGGUUUUGGAGAUUGUGGGGUGGGGGAUCGUUGACGGAGAGGGAGGCUGCUGGGGAUGUAUUGUUCUAGUGAAUGCAUAGAUAUCUACCUGAGCUAUUGGAAGUGUGCUUGUGAUGUG
Dothidotthia symphoricarpi CBS 119687 is the source of this 1819-nucleotide messenger RNA. RefSeq lists its product as uncharacterized. The record is from RefSeq and is a predicted model, not a curated record. The transcript has a single exon. Lineage: Eukaryota; Fungi; Ascomycota; Dothideomycetes; Pleosporales; Dothidotthiaceae. Bases 434 to 1735 code for a protein of 433 amino acids.